CAAUGCUACCAACUGAUGACAACUUCCUUCUUUUUCGGUCUUUUCGACGUACAACGUGCAGAACACUAGGAAGAUGCCUGCUACGGCAAAGACCACCCCAGCCACCAAGGCUCCGGCCGAGGCCAAGAAGGCCAAGGAUGAUAAGAAGGUGAAGAAGCUGCCCGCGGUUCCAGAAUCGAAACUGAAGGCUACCAAGGCUAAGCUGAUCGCUCGCCCCGGAACCAUUCAGAGACGUCGCCAGCUGCACGCUACCAAGCUGCUCCGCCGUCGCCAGAAUCUGCUCCGGGCGGCCAAGUACACCAAGAAGUAUCUGCGUAUGGAACGUGAGGUAGUGGAAAAGGCCCGCGAAGCAAAGAAGGCCGGCAACAUCUACAUUCCGGCCGAACCGAAGGUUGCCUUCGUCGUGCGUAUCCGAGGUAUCAACAAGGUUGCCCCCAAGGUCCGCAAGGUACUGCAACUGUUCCGUCUGCGCCAGAUCAACAAUGCCACCUUCAUUAAGCUGAACAAGGCCACCAAAAACAUGCUGCGCAUUGCAGACCCCUACAUUACCUACGGAUACCCAACACUGAAGUCGGUCCGCAAUCUUAUCUACAAGCGCGGGUUCGUGAAGCACCGACACAGCCGUAUUCCAAUCACCGACAACUUCGUGAUCGAGCGUAAACUGCGCGCCGGCUACAAACUGCAGUGCGUUGAGGAUUUGGUGUACCAGAUCUACACCGCCGGUACGCUGUUCCGCAAGGUGAACAACUUCCUGUGGCCCUUCAAGCUAAACACCCCGACCGGUGGAUGGCGCAAGAAGAACAACCAUUACGUUGAGGGCGGUGACUUCGGUAACCGCGAGGAUAAGAUCAAUGAACUUAUCAAGCGUAUGAUCUAACUGAGUUGGAAGUUUGCGAGAGAGCGAGUUAAAUAAAAAAAACAAUAAAUUUAAAACCUGAGUUUACCCGUAAGAUAAAA
Molecule: messenger RNA, 957 nt
Organism: Toxorhynchites rutilus septentrionalis
Lineage: Eukaryota; Metazoa; Arthropoda; Insecta; Diptera; Culicidae
Gene: RpL7
Product: 60S ribosomal protein L7
Exons: 3
Coding region: 74-877 (267 amino acids)
Biological process (GO): maturation of LSU-rRNA from tricistronic rRNA transcript (SSU-rRNA, 5.8S rRNA, LSU-rRNA)
Cellular component (GO): cytosolic large ribosomal subunit
Molecular function (GO): structural constituent of ribosome; RNA binding
Source: RefSeq, a predicted model, not a curated record